Phragmites australis (common reed) is the source of this 675-nucleotide messenger RNA. Its product is annotated as small ribosomal subunit protein eS27. Gene Ontology annotation, biological process: translation; ribosomal small subunit assembly. The record is from RefSeq and is a predicted model, not a curated record. Gene Ontology annotation, molecular function: structural constituent of ribosome; RNA binding. Gene Ontology annotation, cellular component: ribosome; cytosolic small ribosomal subunit. The coding region runs from base 125 to 385 and encodes 86 amino acids. The transcript is spliced from 4 exons. Lineage: Eukaryota; Viridiplantae; Streptophyta; Magnoliopsida; Poales; Poaceae.
AAAAUAGCCACCACGCUCUCCGCAUAGAAACCCUCCCGGCUCAGCCUCGACCGCGCAGCGCCGCCGCCUUCUUCUAGGGCUCGCUCCUUCUCCCUCACCUCCGCCGCCGCCGAGCCCGAGCAAGAUGGUGCUCCAGAACGACAUCGACCUGCUUAACCCGCCAGCGGAGCUCGAGAAGCUCAAGCACAAGAAGAAGCGCCUUGUCCAGUCCCCCAACUCGUUCUUCAUGGACGUCAAGUGCCAGGGAUGCUUCAACAUAACCACUGUUUUCAGUCACUCCCAAACUGUUGUUGUGUGCCCGGGCUGCCAAACUGUCCUCUGCCAGCCCACAGGAGGAAAGGCCAGGCUCACAGAGGGCUGCUCCUUCCGCCGGAAGGGUGACUAGAGCAGAGUCUGGAAGGCGAUGUUUGUACUGAGCAAGUGUUUCACUUUCCAGUAUGUAGUCUUCAAAUUUUGCUCUAUGUUAGCGUCUUGAAACUGCUGUUUAGCUAAGGCUUUCCAUAUCUGUUCCAGUGCUAUGUAUUGGAUGCUACCAGUAAAUGUUGUGUUUGUUUUCUGGUUUGUCUAAUUUAUUAGCUGGGGUUGUUUUGGAUUUUGAUGAACUAAAUUGGUGGUUAGUAUCAGCGGUGAAAUCUUUGAAUUAUUAUGCUCUGGUAUCGAAGGUGUUUGUUGAUA